AUGUCUGGUGCUGACGCCCCCGAUAUUCUUGCAGCAUACGAUGCUGUCCGUUCAGAUAAGGACGAAACGAAUUGGCUCAUAAUCUCCUACGCCUCAGCCGUAGGAGACAAACUAAAGCUCAGCGAGACUGGGACAGGAGGUCUCUCCGAAUUAGCAGACAAACUGGACCCAACACAAGCGCAAUAUGCAUACUCACGAGUGGAAUAUGCCAAUGAUACGGAAAGCAAGCGUGUGAAGUUCGUGCUCAUAGUAUGGAUUGGAGAAUCUACGAAGGUCAUGAGAAAAGCACGAGUUAGUAUUGAGAGUGGGGCUGUCAAAAAGGUUUUGGGACACCAUAGCAUCCAGGUUGAUGCGAGAGACAAGUCGGAUUUAGACGAGAAGGAUAUCGUUGUCAGGUUGAGGAAAGCUGGCGGAGCUGAUUAUAACGGUGGGAGAGGUUAG
Messenger RNA from Hyaloscypha bicolor E, 441 nucleotides. Its product is annotated as cofilin/tropomyosin-type actin-binding protein. The transcript has a single exon. Gene Ontology annotation, cellular component: cortical actin cytoskeleton; plasma membrane; site of polarized growth. Lineage: Eukaryota; Fungi; Ascomycota; Leotiomycetes; Helotiales; Hyaloscyphaceae. The record is from RefSeq and is a predicted model, not a curated record. Gene Ontology annotation, biological process: regulation of actin filament polymerization. Gene Ontology annotation, molecular function: actin filament binding. The coding region runs from base 1 to 441 and encodes 146 amino acids.